AUGGAUGUAGGAUACGGCGGUGAUGGCUCAGCUACACCAUUGCCCCUGCUCUCCAACAAAAUCACUCCCAAUAUUGGCACACAAGAGCUUCAGUUACUGUAUGGAAGCAUGCCAGGUCUCUUGGAAGGACAGGAUAAGCUUUGGACAUAUCAGUUCCGGAAUGGCAUUGAUCAACCCUGGAAAUCAGCAUAUGUUUUCUACGAGAUUGAGUUCUUUCAAUCGGAUUUUGAAAUCAUGAACCUCUACACCAGUCACAGUCCAUCGUGCUUUUUGACGUCCAGGAUAAAAAUUUCGAGAACAGAGGAGAAAGUCUUUGGCAAAGUCAUACUUGAGCAAGAGAAGCUCAAGGAGAAUUUAGGUGGCCAAGACAUGCAAAGCAGAGCAGGAGAGAGUUGA
Messenger RNA from Penicillium angulare, 396 nucleotides. RefSeq names its product arylamine N-acetyltransferase 1. The record is from RefSeq and is a predicted model, not a curated record. The transcript has a single exon. Bases 1 to 396 code for a protein of 131 amino acids. Gene Ontology annotation, molecular function: acetyltransferase activity. NCBI's taxonomy places the organism in Eukaryota, Fungi, Ascomycota, Eurotiomycetes, Eurotiales, Aspergillaceae.